AUGCCCAACGUCUCCACAGUGAGGGGAUUCCUCCUGCUGGGAUUCUCGGAGGUCCGGGAGCUGCAGCCGGUCCAGGCCGCGCUGUUCCUCCCGGUCUACCCGGCGGCCCCGACGGGGAACCUCCUCGUCGUCGCCGUCACCGUCCUCGACCGCCGCCUCCGCGCCCCCAUGUACUUCUUCCUCGGGAACCUGUCCCUCAUCGACCUCUGCCUCGUCUCCGUCACCUUCCCCAAAUCCUUCUACAACUCCCUGACCGACCUUAGAGAAAUCUCCUUCCUAGGCUGUGCAACACAGGUCUGUCUGGUGAUUUUCUUUGCGGGUGCAGAAUAUUUCCUCCUCACGGCGAUGUCCUACGACCGCUACGCCGCCAUCCGCCUCCCCCUGCGCUACGGGGUCGUCAUGAACAGAGCGACCUGCGGGAAGAUGGCGGCCGCCUCCUGGCUCGGCGGGGGCCUGUUCGGAGUCCUGUUUUCAGCUUCGACCUUCUCCCUGUCCUUCCGCGGGUCCAACGUCGUCCAGCAGUUCUUCCGUGACGUCCCCUCCCUGCUGAAGAUCACCUGCUCCGAGGAGCACGUCGCCAUCGACGUGAGCGUCGCCGCCGGGGUAGCGUUAGGCGUCGUCUGCUUCAUUCUCAUCGUCGUCUCGUACGCGCGCAUCUUCCGGGCCGUGCCGAGGAUGCCGGCCGCCGAGGGCCGGGCCGGAGCCUUCUCCACCUGCCUGCCUCACCUGACCGUCGUCACUCUCUUUGUCAUCACUUCUUUCUGUGCUUACUUGGAGCCACCCUCAGAUUCCCCCUCGGUACUGAACCCGCUGAUGUCCUUGUUCUACACCGUGUCGCCCCCCGCCCUCAACCCCCUCAUCUACAGCCUGAGGAACCGGGACGUGAAGGCCGCCCUGGGGAGGGGGCUAAGCAGGGAAUGGCCUCCGUCUUGCGGACGUGAAGUCGCCACUCUUUGCCUGCUGGAGUUAACGUGGCCACAGUGA
Messenger RNA from Ornithorhynchus anatinus (platypus), 984 nucleotides. RefSeq names its product olfactory receptor 14A2-like. The coding region runs from base 1 to 984 and encodes 327 amino acids. Gene Ontology annotation, molecular function: olfactory receptor activity; G protein-coupled receptor activity. Gene Ontology annotation, cellular component: membrane. Gene Ontology annotation, biological process: G protein-coupled receptor signaling pathway. The transcript has a single exon. NCBI's taxonomy places the organism in Eukaryota, Metazoa, Chordata, Mammalia, Monotremata, Ornithorhynchidae. The record is from RefSeq and is a predicted model, not a curated record.